Molecule: messenger RNA, 264 nt
Organism: Leptosia nina
Lineage: Eukaryota; Metazoa; Arthropoda; Insecta; Lepidoptera; Pieridae
Source: the annotation of a GenBank genome assembly
AUGAUUAUAACAACACGGUCCCACUGGAGAACAGCAGCAGCCUUGGACGCAGGGCAAACUGCAAGCCGUCAUGGGCGGGUCACAUCCACCAGAACAUCUGGCAAAGGUCCCAAUGUUACCAUGCCGGUGUACUAUGGAGGCUUCGUGGGCGGGCCCCAUGGAGGCGGCUAUUGCCUCUACUCCAAUCAGCCUUGCAACCCAACCACUGGGGGCUGUGGACCUAGUGGACCUUUACCUGGACCGUGCUGUCCACUUUCCUGCUGA